UGUAGAUGUCAUUUGACUGUUGGGUCGUUUAAGCCAUUAAACAAUAUUGUAGAGAAACUAUAACAUCAUGACUGUGGGAGAAUUUACGCGUUUUGAACAUUCGGUUGUUGGAAUGCUGUAUAUGAUAUUUGGUAUAUUUGGUAGUUUAUUAAGCUUUUUUAGUGUGAUGACAUUUAUUAGAGAGAAGGCCUUAUUUAAAUCAGGGCGGGCGUGGCUGCAUAUUAGUUUGGCUCUAGCUAAUCUUGGUGUUGUAGGAGCUUUCCCAUUUUCUGGUUCUUCUAGUUUCAGUGGCAGAUGGUUAUAUGGUAGUAAUAUGUGUCAAUUCUAUGGAUUUGUUGGCAUGUUUUCUGGUAUAGCUGCUAUAGGUAAUAUAUUUGCUCUGUGUAUAGAGAGAUAUAUGGUUUGUAGACAGAAAGAAGAAGUUGAUAAAGCAUCAAAUUCUUUCUACUGGAUGGCUACCGGAUUAGUGUGGGUUAACGCAUUUUUUUGGGCGAUUAUGCCAGUUUUAGGUUGGGGCAGUUAUGACAUCGAACCAUCUGGCACAUCGUGUACUAUUAAAUGGCAGAACUAUGAUGGUAGUUACCCGUCAUAUAUCUUCAUGUUGACUUUUGUUUGCUUCAUUUUACCAUUACCGAUAGCUCUCAUCAGUUUACUUAUGUCACCAACCACUGACACUGAGAGGGGCGAAGUGCCAAAACCGCAGACUUUCUUCACACAGAACGAACUAAGAAUGAUUUGUUGUUAUUUCCUGGGAUUGACAGCCGUUGGAUGGGGAUCUUAUUGUUUUAUAUGUAUGUGGGCAUUGUUUGCUGAUACGGAGAACGUUUCCAUGCUGGCAUCUGUUAUACCACCACUAUCUGCUAAAUCAAUGGUUCUAUUGUAUCCACUCGGCUACUGUAUGGCUAACAAUCGCUUUAAAGAAGCUUUUUUAUCCGUGUUAUCCUUUACUGACAAGCCAAAGACAACUUAAAUAUUUUUUCAUUGUAAGUAGCUGAAAAUGUCCUUACACGGAACAAGGUUAUUUGGUGCUAUUAGAUCGGAAUUAUCGUAUUGGUCGAAAAGCUACGCCUUAUAUGUUUACAAUAUUGAGUUAAUUGAGAAAUGCAUUUAAUCAUUUGUCGCUUUUAUGUGUGCAUGUUUAUAUAGUAACAUACGACCUUCUUGUCGCAUCUAGUGAAAAGAUUGUUUUGAUAAAGAAAAUGGUAACAGAUAAUUUCAUCUUCUAACCUUUUGACAGAACCCAGUGAGGGAUAUAUAAUAUUGUAUAUCAGAUAUAUUGUCUUUUGUUUUGUAAUUCCCACAUUGUCUAGAUAAGUGUAUUUUUUCAAUAGACGGACGUUGGUGGUAUUAUUGCUACACAUUUUAUAAAUAGCUUCUAAGUUGAGUUUGGAGCCGAGGCAGUAGAACAAGGAAAGUGCUGUCUAGUCAACCAGAGCUCGAUAUGAAAUUCUGUGUAUGUCAUUCUAAAUUAUAUUUUUGGUUCGCCAUAUUUGUAGUGCACGUAAAAGAACCCUUGACGGUUGGAAUUCGAAAUAGGGGUGGACCUUAGCACCUCUGUACGGGCAAAGUGUAAAUCUGUCAGAAAAGUAAACGGUAAACCCCCAUUUUAUUUCAGUUCUGUCAGAUCUUCGUAUUUAAAAAAGCAAUGAAAUUGAGAUGGUCGGCAUUACUGGGGUCAUCUUCUUGUCAGUAUACCCACAAAAUCAACGAGCGACAUUUUUUCUUCAACCUUUUUUUGUUGUUCAAGGUGGUUGAUCAAUGUUUAUAAUUGUAUGGUUUGUUUUAUGAAAUAAAAGUAUAACCAGUUUCUUUCUUGUAUUAAUACAUUAUUACUGAACAGUGGAAUAGCUAAGCUAGUGCAAGGGAGAACAAUUUGCAUGACUGUCGACAAUUUGUAACCUGGAAA
Messenger RNA from Patella vulgata (common limpet), 1906 nucleotides. RefSeq names its product visual pigment-like receptor peropsin. Gene Ontology annotation, biological process: visual perception; G protein-coupled receptor signaling pathway. The transcript is spliced from 6 exons. NCBI's taxonomy places the organism in Eukaryota, Metazoa, Mollusca, Gastropoda, Patellidae. Gene Ontology annotation, molecular function: G protein-coupled receptor activity. The coding region runs from base 68 to 970 and encodes 300 amino acids. The record is from RefSeq and is a predicted model, not a curated record. Gene Ontology annotation, cellular component: photoreceptor outer segment; membrane.